GAUCUUCAUCCCAUAUUUUGCAUCUUGCCAAGUGACCAUGUCUCCGCCGUGCCAAGGUUGCUUCACAUUCUUAAAGCUGACUCGACUUGGUCGCCGACCUCGGCGUUUGGUCGUCCUUGUUCUCGGCCUUGAUGGAGCAGGGAAAACCAGCGUCCUGUUACGAUUGCAAGGAGAUCCGAAUCAAGCGACCAAGACAUCAUGGGGUUUCACCACUGCAACUGUGCCGUUUGACUUGCCAAAGAACGUCCGAGAAUCAGCUGACGAUGAUCAGAAUAAGAAGAGAUCAAAGAAACAGAAACCCGACAGAGUGACAGUGACAUUGUAUGAUAUAGGCGGUGAUGUAAAGAUUCGACCCAUUUGGAAAAACUACUAUGCAGAGGCGCAUGCAUGCAUAUAUGUGAUCGAUUCUGGAAACCGCGAACGAAUUUCCGAAGCGUCUGAGGCGUUGAAUGAAGUAUACCAAGAUCCCAGAAUGAAAGGCAAACCUUUACUAAUCCUCGCAAACAAACAAGACGCAACCAACGCCCUAACUCCGGCAGAACUGUUUGAAACUUUAAAGAUCCAGCACUUGGUGCCCGAGAACAAAACCCUGGUUACAGACACUGUGAACCCGGACAUUGACGGGUGGUGGGCAUCGAUAAAACCGUGCAUAGCCAAUGUUCCCGAUCCUGAUCUCGAUGGUUCAGCCUUUGCUAGUGAGAUGCAUAUUCUGCCCUUGUUCCGGGUGAUCUUAAACAGUCUCUCCACUCUGGAACCGCGAUGCCGAAAGGAUGUGGAGGAACAACAGGAAGAAUGGGACAAGGAUAGAAUGGAACAAAGGAAAAGGGUGGAUGAUUAUCGCCAGGAGCAGGAGAAGAAGGAAAAAGCAAAGACCAAAGGCCCCGACAUUGUAGGGAGUAAGGAGUUGCACAAGGAAGUCGAAACUUCACCUGUGGGAUUCAAUGACGAACCUGAUCAAAAGAACGGCGCGACAGAGGUCAAAGGCGAAUCAAAAUCGACUGCCCCAACCGCAAUCAACGACGGACCACAGCAAAAAGGGACAUCAUCAGAGGCGGUGACGGAGCAUUCGGCUUCACACCCGGCAACAACCCUCUUUGGGGCAAAAAGCAAGAACAGAAUAUAUCCAGUUUCUGACUCUACGGAACAUCACGUACAAGAGACGCCUUCUGAAACAUCAGCAAAACGGUCAAACACAGUGCACCCCGAGGCAAUCCUCGUCGAAAGCGCAUCAACUGCCGGCAUCCAGCAUCCUCCAUCGCCUUUUGGUGUGCCAGUGACGAUUGAGAACAUCCACACUGACGGACACGCUGACGGUGAGCAAAGCCCACAAGCUCCACGAUUCACGCUUGGGUCGGUUCCGCCCAUAUCGUCACCACUAACGUCUUCCGAGUCGACGUUUGGCAGAGCGCGCAUUUUAGCACCGCUUGACGAGAGUGCCCCAAUGCAUACGGCCAAGCCUCGGGUGCUCGCCCCUCUUGCUACGACAGCCCCGACAUCUGGGGCUUUGCGAUCAUGAUACUUCAAUACUAUCUGAAGGAAAAAUACAACACGAACAUGUAUAUUGAUUAUGUCAAGUAAAUAGAUGGAUUCUGUACAGUCA
Messenger RNA from Spizellomyces punctatus DAOM BR117, 1600 nucleotides. RefSeq names its product small GTP-binding protein domain. The transcript is spliced from 5 exons. The record is from RefSeq and is a predicted model, not a curated record. Gene Ontology annotation, molecular function: GTP binding; GTPase activity; structural constituent of ribosome. Lineage: Eukaryota; Fungi; Chytridiomycota; Chytridiomycetes; Spizellomycetales; Spizellomycetaceae. The coding region runs from base 38 to 1516 and encodes 492 amino acids. Gene Ontology annotation, biological process: translation. Gene Ontology annotation, cellular component: ribosome.